Molecule: messenger RNA, 1609 nt
Organism: Vitrella brassicaformis
Lineage: Eukaryota; Vitrellaceae
Source: the annotation of a GenBank genome assembly
CGACCCGUUGCAGACCUGGCGCAUUUCGGUGGUGAUCUCUCAUUCAUCUGUGCCGUCUGUGUGCCUGUUGUGCCGUCCUCCCCGCAAAAGCACAGAUCUCCGCCAUCGCCAUGCCGAUGGUCCAGCCUGGCGCGCGGCUUCGAGCGCUGAUGAAGCAGGGGUGUGUGGCGCUGCCCGGAGCCUUCAAUGGCCUGGUGGGCCGUCUGGUGGCCGAAGCGGGGUUCGAUGGCUGCUACGUGUCGGGCGGUGCGGUGAGUGCCGCGGUGGGGUGUCCGGACAUUGGUUUGCUGACGCUAGAGGGCUUCACGCGGGUCAUUCACGACGUCACGACAUCGAGCGGCCUGCCCUGCAUUGCAGACGCUGACACAGGUCAGUGUCAGUCCCAUAUAUAUCAGCCAGCAACGACGGCACGGCUGAUGGGUGGGUGUGAUCUCUCCGUGUGUUCAUUCAUUCAUCCACCAGGUUUCGGCGAGGGCGAGAUGGUGACCAAGACAGUGUGGGAGUACCACCGGGCCGGCGCGGCGGGCCUUCACAUCGAGGACCAGGUCUUCCCAAAACGGUGCGGCCACCUCGACGGCAAGGCGCUCAUCCCGACAAUCGACAUGGCUGCCAAGGUGGGGCGCGCCCGGCGGGCGAGCGAUGCCUGCUCGGACGGCACCUUCAUCGUGUGCGCCAGGACGGACGCGAGGGCGGUAGAGGGCAUGCAGGCGGCGGUGGCACGCGCCAAGGCUUAUGUCGAGGCCGGGGCCGACAUGAUAUUUCCGGAAGGGCUGCACACUGAGGUGAGAAAGAAAGACAGAGAGGGAGGGAGGGAGGGAGAGAGGGAGGGAGGAAGGGAGGGAGGGAGAGUGGGAUGCCAUAUGUAUGUGUGUGGGUGGGUGCCUUCGUUCAGUCGGAGUUUGCCGAGUUCGCGUCGCACAUGAAGGGUCUGCGCGGCGAUGCGCCCGACGGUGGCCCCUUCCUGCUGGCCAACAUGACGGAGUUCGGCAAGACGCCCAUGCUGCCCCUCUCGACAUACGCCAUGAUGGGCUACCACUGCGUCAUCUUCCCUGUCACCACCCUGAGGGUCGCCAUGAAACCUGUGCAGGUGAGCAUACACAUUGGUGGAUGGAUGGAUGGAUGUUUAUCGGUAUGUUAUGGGCGUCGCGGUACUCACUCAGGAGAUGUUGGCGACACUGAGGGAGAAGGGCACGGUCGAGGAGUGGCUGCCCAAAAUGUAUUCCAGACAGGUGGGGGAGGUUGCAGUACGGCCAUCCAUGCACCCAUGGCUGUCUGUCCUCGUGUGUGCACUGCAGGAGCUGUAUUCGUCUCUUCGGUACACCCCGGGCGUCGAGUGGACAUACCCCAGCAAGACCAAGGAAUGAAUGAACACACACACACGAGGGGCGCGGCGCUGGUUGAGUUGAUUAGCGUGUGGCUGACGCACCUGGUGGUGUGGAUGUGUGGAUGAGAUGAGCGGCAUGUGACCGAGUGCCUUUUUGCCGUCAAGUCAGUCGUGUUGGCAUUUGUGCGGUGUGUGUGUGCCAAGACAACAGUGCUAGACCGGUUUUUGGUAAUGCUGUCGUGUGACCUGGUGUGGGGCAUUAACGGCAACACCCACACUUCCAAA